CAAACGUCUGGCUCCGAAUUCCAGUGGUAUCCCUCACAGCAACAGUAUGGCGCCCAAGAGGAAACAUCAAGAGACGGAGCUUGAAGAGGCUGUUCACCCUUCGCGACAAUUCCAGGUCCCAGGAAGUCAGCCAAAGCCUGCAAAGAAACCUCGCAAGUUCGAGCCCCCAGUCUACAGAAAGCAAGCACAUGCGUCGAGCGUCAAUGCAAUCAAGAAGAGGAUACGAGAUGUCACAAGAAGGCUGGAACGGUUGGAAAAUGCGCCUGCAGAUAAGAAGCUCGAGGAUGAGCGAGCUCUCGCAGCAUAUCAGCAGGAAUUAGCAAGUGCAGAGGCAGAAAAGAUUAGACAGAAGAUGAUCAAGAAAUACCAUAUGGUCCGAUUUUUUGAACGUCAAAAGGCCACAAGACAAUUGAAGAAAUUACGGAAACGACUACUGGAGUCCACGUCUACGGAGGAAGUCGAAACACUGAAAGCUCAAAUGCACAUCGUGGAAGUAGAUCUCAACUACACACAAUAUUAUCCUCUCAGCGAGGCUUACAUUUCGCUCUAUCCACUUUCGAAAACCGGUGACGAGGAGGGAGAUGAUAUCAAAAAGGAGAAGCCGAAACCUCCAAUGUGGGCGGAAGUGGAACAAGCUAUGGAGGACGGAACCUUGAAUCGAUUACGGAAUAGAACUUCAACUGCUCCAGUCAAAGUAUCCAAGGCGCCAAAGAUGGUGGAACGGAAACCUGCGAAGCCAAGAUCGAAACCAGAGCCUGCUCCUGUCGACACAACUGGACUAAAUCGGAGGCAGAGGAGGAAGUUGUUGGGCGUUCAAGAUACGAGAGGAAAGAUCAAGCCAAGGACGAAAGAGAAUGGUGACUCGCAACUUAACGAGGCGGAAGCUGGCCAAGAUCAUGGUAGUGAUGGCGGGUUCUUUGAGGAUUGAUUUGAGGAUUGAAUGAACAUGAUGAAUUGGCCAACAAGCAUUGCUAGGAGUUUGUAUGAUACCCAUUUUCGAGACAAACAUGGCUUGAGAUCGUUCCGUCUGACAUCAGUUGCUACUGAGUCGAUGAUGCUAUGAGACAUAAGUUUUGGCCCUUUUAGUUUUAUGUGAGCAAAGUUGCUUCCUGUUCGUCAUGGUUUCUUCUUCUAGCUUUUGGAACUUCCAGGGCUUGAUUCAUCCAGGUGGGUGUAGCAUAGCAGAGGCAUCCAACUCUUCCUCGUUGUGGUUGGCUAUCUUCAAGUGGUGUUGCGUUCAAAAACAUUUUCCCCAUGUUGCCUUUGUUGUCAGUUGCAAUGAAAGCCCAAUUUUCGGUUUGCCUUUAGGUUACAUCAAUACAUUUUAGAAAUAGUACACACUUCCUUGCG
Molecule: messenger RNA, 1350 nt
Organism: Cadophora gregata
Lineage: Eukaryota; Fungi; Ascomycota; Leotiomycetes; Helotiales; Ploettnerulaceae
Gene: EFG1
Product: 18S rRNA maturation protein
Exons: 2
Coding region: 47-928 (293 amino acids)
Biological process (GO): maturation of SSU-rRNA from tricistronic rRNA transcript (SSU-rRNA, 5.8S rRNA, LSU-rRNA)
Cellular component (GO): preribosome, small subunit precursor; nucleolus
Source: RefSeq, a predicted model, not a curated record